AUGCACCAGCCUCAACACGAUGAAGAUUGCCCGCCUAUCGACGACGAGUUUGACAGCACUAGCGAUUCCGACCCGGACAGCCUUUUCGACAGAAGUGAUGAUGAGGCGGACACGGCAAGCGACGCUGACUCGGAGAGUCCUCCGGAGGAGGACGACGACGAUGACCUCUUCGAGGGAGAAGUACGGCACCCACCAGAGUACUACCUUGCCGCGUCGGCAGACCUCGACGUAGGGCGACUUCGGCAGAGGCGUUAUAGCCCGAAGACGCAAAAACGUCUUGACUGGGUCAAGGAUCAUCAUAAUCAAUACUGCACCUUCACCAGACAACACCCCGCCCAGUGCUUUCAAGAAGCCUCGGCCCGCUUUCUCUACGGCUUCCUGUGCUGGGUCUGCGACCAGCGACGAGGGAAGGGGGGGCGGAGGCGGCCCGGCAUCAAGCAUACAAGCUCGCUACAGACGUUCUGGAAAUGGUACCUCAUAGUACAUAGGCUCGAGACUGGCAAGAAGAUCGAGGGCAUGGUCCAAGUGCAAGGCCAAGAUGUUCUUAAAGUCGUUGCUAUCGAAAAAGAGCUCGAUAAUUCCAAGCGGGAGAGCGCUACGAUGUAUGUCGAGGAUCUGGCCGAGUUCGCCCGCGUGCUUCUGACUACAAGGGAGAUGACCUUCAAGCUUGGCUGGCUCCGGAUCCAGUUGAUCCUCUUCUGUCAACUUGCGGGCAUUACUGGUAACCGCCCAGAGGCCUUGGUCCAACUUCGGUACCGCCACCUCAAAUUGACUCUGAUCCGGGAUCACAACAACCCCCGCCCGCGACUCUUUAUUGAGCUGACGCCCGAGUUCACCAAGGGAUUUCUAGGCAUGAAGGAUGUUAAUGUGUUCAAGAUCCCGGAGAUCAUCUACGACCCGACACUCGUACUUAGCCCUCAUACCUUCCUGCUCGGCAUGCUCUUCAAAGUUCAGGCAUUCAAAUCCCCCAGUAUUGUUUCCUCUGAGAGCCUGUACAGCUUGAACGUCCUCGAUGGAAUGAAUGAGCAACAGCUCCCGCUCAAGGACGAGUUGAGCGACGAUUUUAUAUUUUGCCAAGCUGUACAGACGGCCUGCGGCGUUGCGUUGGCACGGCAAUUGCAGCUGUCCUCUGACUCGGUCCGCUACCGGAUGAAGAUAGGCGGCCAGAUCACAGGCUUUGCGCAGGUGACGAAGCCAUACGUCCUCCGCGAUGGGGCUGCGAAGGCGCUGAACGAGAGCCCGGAUGUCAGCGACUCGAUGCAGAAUCUCAUCCUUCAGCAUUCUAGCAUCGACACGUUUCUUAAGCAUUACCUCGAUCGGAAUAUCAACGUCGACGUCCAGAACAUCUAUCGCGGCCAAGCGCCUCAGAGAGACCUGAUGAGGUUCGCAUGCUCCAUGAGCCGUUCGAUCGAUCCCCGCCGGCCACGGAGAUUGACCACUGCGCAAUCUGCAUCAGUCAAUUGCCUUCCGUGCAUUAUCAAACUAGAUCGUCGCAUAGCGAAAUUGUCGAGGGGCCGAGGACGUCCGGGGGGGGAGGAGAAGUAUCAGAAGACAUGUCGUCGCCUCCGGAGCGAGAAGCAGCGCCAGCGCAGGCUCCUCUUAGUCGAGCUUGUGGACCGUUUUAAGAAGGAGCAGCCAGUGAUCGACAGCGAGCGGCAGUUGUCUGGGAAGGUGGUCGACGAGGACACGCGAGACGCGUUAGAGCGAUCAGAUCAGUUGACGGUAGAACACCUCCAUUUGAUCGACGCUAUCUUGACGCUACCCGAGACGUCCCUCGAAAACGAGAAUCGACGGAGGAUCGCGGCUGUCAAUGCUAUCACAGCGUACUGCGGCGUGGAGGAGGGACCGGCUUCCCGCCGUAUCCAGCGUGGACGUCCAGUGAAGGAUAGCAGUCCGCCAGCCGUUAUAGCUGAAGAGUCUGACGCCCUGGACGAAGCGAUACAAUCGAUUCGGAGAGACAAGAGGCCGAAAGUAUGCUUCGUCUGUGUUGGGAAUCCGUCCUUGGCAUUGCGUGACAGGGUCGCCAAGUAUGCAACUAGUGGCUCUCUUAGUAGACACUUUCUGAGGAGGCACGUAAAUAAACUGCGAGAUGGGCAGUAUGUUGACUGCAUGGAUUGUAGUGUUCGGCUUACAACCGAAGUAGAAUUAUUAUUUCAUGGAGAGACGCUUCACGGAACUGUUUCACGGUGUAGGUAA
Molecule: messenger RNA, 2196 nt
Organism: Venustampulla echinocandica
Lineage: Eukaryota; Fungi; Ascomycota; Leotiomycetes; Helotiales; Pleuroascaceae
Exons: 5
Coding region: 1-2196 (731 amino acids)
Source: RefSeq, a predicted model, not a curated record